Messenger RNA from Mytilus californianus (California mussel), 3872 nucleotides. RefSeq names its product zinc finger protein OZF-like. Bases 367 to 1977 code for a protein of 536 amino acids. Gene Ontology annotation, biological process: regulation of transcription by RNA polymerase II. The transcript is spliced from 4 exons. Lineage: Eukaryota; Metazoa; Mollusca; Bivalvia; Mytilida; Mytilidae. Gene Ontology annotation, molecular function: DNA-binding transcription factor activity, RNA polymerase II-specific; RNA polymerase II cis-regulatory region sequence-specific DNA binding. The record is from RefSeq and is a predicted model, not a curated record.
UUUUUUUUUAAAGAAACAAGAACCAAAAUAAUUUGUACAUCCAUUAUUUCAAGAGUUGUAUCUCAGGAAAAGAUGUCAUGCACACAAAAUACAUAUCUUUUUGUGGGUUGUACACAAUCUACAAUGUACAUGUAAUACAGCUCUUCUCAGAAUAAUUGCUUUGUAUUAUUAAAGGAAGUCCAUCAGUUGAGAAAAUCAUAAUUGAUGAAGAUUACAUCUGAUGGAAUUUUUAUAUUUAAGUUUGACUACAUUAGUAUGUCAAGACUUAUAAACAAGAAUAUAACUGUGCUGCAAUUACAAAGGUCCAAUAGGAGUAAAUUGUCUUUCAAUCUCUCCAUAUUGACUACAGAGGUGAAAAAUUGAAAAAUGGACAAAAAAGGAAUAAAAAUCAUUCAUGCUUUUGAUUUAGAAAAGGACAAUGAUUCAGAAUUGAAUAGCAUGACAGAGGAAAAUAUUCUUCUAAGAAAGGAGAUCCACAACAAAAACUUUAAAGAAGAUUGCUCAAAGUUACAGUUGUCUAAUGACAAUUCUAAGAGAAAAUCAAAAAGAAAGAAUCAACCAAGUCGAAAUAUUGUGAAAUAUCACUGUUAUGAAUGUAGCACUGACUUUGAAAAUGAACAACUACUCAAAGUACACAGUGUAACAUGUAGUGUUACCACAGAUUUAGACAUGGAAAUUAAACAGGAGCCUGAAAGUGAAAAUGAAUCAGAACUCCAUUCCAUCGAUCAAAAUGAUAAAGUGGAUAAAUAUGGAAAAAAGGUCAAGUGUAGUAUGUGUGCUAGAAGAUUUAAAAGUGAAAAUGGUUUAAAAGGACAUUUGAGAACUGACCAUGGACUGAAUUUGUUUACUUGUGGCAUAUGUCUAAAAUCUUUUAUCACAAAAGCUGCUUGCAAUGAGCAUGUACAGAUUCAUGGUGAAGAGAAACCUUAUGUAUGUGAUGUGUGUGGAAAUAGAUAUGUAUUGAGAGAAUCAUUGACUAGGCACUACAGAGUACAUGAUUCAAAGAAAGCAUAUACUUGUCACGAUUGUGGUAAAGCAUUUGCUGAAAAAAUCAGCUUUACAAGACACAAGACUAUUCAUACAGGAGAGAAGCCCUAUGCCUGCACUGUAUGUGGAAUUGGUUUCCGUGAUCCCAGUACAAUGAGAAAACAUCAGAAACGCCAUAAUACUGAAAAACCAUUUGAAUGUGAAACUUGUCAAAAGAAAUUUGCUAGCGAGUAUGACAAACGAAAACAUGUAAAAAUACAUAUUAAAAAUGAUGAUCGCCAGUUCAAAUGUGAAUAUUGUGGUAAAGGGUUUUAUUUAGUCACAGCCUACAGAAUACAUCUCAAAAUCCACACUGGCAAUAAAUCUCAUGUCUGUGAUAUAUGUCAUAAAGGGUUCGCAGACCCAAGAAACUUGGUUUCACAUAAACAGAUACAUACAGAAACAAAAGGUCUCCAGUGUGAGCAUUGUGGACAGACAUUCCGCUGGCAUUGCAAUCUCAUUCGUCAUAUUAAUGCGGUACAUUUUGGAGGAAAACCAUUUAAAUGCAAUACUUGUUCUGAAGAAUUUAUUGAUAAAGCAGCUCUUAUAAAUCAUUCAGAAACACAUCUUAAGGAUAAACCUUAUAAAUGUGAAAUCUGUAAUUUUAGGUUUGCUUAUCGUAGAUCAUUGGUCUAUCAUGAAAAAACUCAUACCAAUAAAAAACCAUAUCAGUGUCUUUUAUGUGAUCAGGUCUUUGCACACAAAAAAUCAGUUACAAGACACAUGAAGAUCCACAAUAAAGGUCAAAGGAAUAAAGUAAUUGUAGAACAGAGUAGUGAUGAUUAUAUAUUAAAACUUAUUGACAAAGAAAAGAAUGUUAUUGAAGAAGACAUGAAUGAAUGUGAGAUUGCUGAAGAAGACCUGAAUGAGUGUCAGAAUGAUGAAGAAUACAUUGAAGAUGAAAAUAAUGGUUUUGAUGUUGAAACACAAAUGUACAUCCUGAAUACAUAAAUCCAAAGCUAGGACAUGCAGCUAAUGAAGUGAUAAUGAAACGUUUUGAUCAAAGUUAGGACAUGCAGCUAAUGAAGUGAUAAUGAAACGUUUUGAUCAAAUUAGGGCAUGCAGCUAAAGAAGUGAUAAUGAAACGUUUUGAUCAAAGUUAGGAAAUGCAGCUAAUGAAGUGAUAAUGAAAUGUUUUGAUCAAAGUUAGGGCAUGCAGGCCAGCUAAAGAAGUGAUAAUGAAAUGUUUUGAUCAAAUUAGGGCAUGCAGCUAAAGAAGUGAUAAUGAAAUGUUUUGAUCAAAGUUAGGGCAUGCAGCUAAAGAAGUGAUAAUGAAACGUUUUGAUCAAAGUUAGGGCAUGCAGCUAAUGAAGUGAUAAUGAAAUGUUUUGAUCAAAGUGGCAUGGACAAAGCAAUUACACACCUAACAUUGUUCAUGAUAGUAAACACCGCAACGGGUAACAAUUACCAUGAUUACCAGUAAGAGAUUUGUCUGAAUAUGUACAAUCCUUAGAAACAUCCAACUAGAAUCAUGGAAAUCAACACUGGAUUAUUAUAUCCGAUAUCUUUGACACCAGAUUACUGUCUGGCUUAGCAAUCGAAAAGAGGGAGGAACUUUGAUAAAAAUUUUGAUUGCAAAAAAUAUUAAAUUAUGCAGUUCUAAGUAACAAUCAAGCCUACCUUCAUAAAAAGGAAACAUUUGAAAAAUCCCUGAAUUAUACAAGAGGAGAACUGACCCAUAGAGAUUAUGUUUGUGUCUUUAAUUACAAAUUUCAGCCUUUAAUAUAAUUGUAAAUAGUUUUAUGUUUUUAUUUGCAUACAUUUUUUUGUUUUGUACUUUUGAAAUGUGCUGUUAAAUGACUUGAAAUGACUGACUCUGCCAAAGUUAAAUGUCUGUCCCAGACUCAGAAAAAGAUGAUGGAAAUCAUUUUUGUUUUAAGAAAAAUUGGCAACUAUUUAUGAAAAUUUUUAGAACAUAUUAACAUUGUUUAUGAAGACUGAUUAUACAAGGACUGAAGGUUACACUAGAUUAGUUUCAUGGCUUAUUGAGCAGAUUUUAUUAUCACUAAUUUACAUUGUCACUUCAUUACAAUAAUUACGAAUUCAGGUAAAAGUAGAGACAGAAACGUUUAUAGUGGAUGCAGACAGGCAGUAUAAAUGAUGAAUUCAGGUAAAAGUAGAAACAGAAGCGUUUAUAGUGUAUGCAGACAGGCAGUAUAAAUGAUGAAUUCAGGUAAAAAGUAGAAACAGAAGCGUUGAUAGUGGAUUCAGACAGGCAGUAUAAAUGACGAACUCAGGUAAAAGUAGAGACAGAAGCGUUUAUAGUGGAUGCAGACAGGCAGUAUAAAUGACGAAUUCAGGUAAAAGUAGAGACAGAAACGUUUAUAGUGGAUGCAGACAGGCAGUAUAAAUGACGAAUUCACGUAAAAGUAGAAACAAAAGCGUUUAUAGUGGAUGCAGACAGGCAGUAUAAAUGAUGAAUCCAGGAAAAAGUAUAGACAGAAGCGUUUAUAGUGGAUGCAGACAGGCAGUAUAAAUGAUGAAUUCAGGUAAAAGUAGAGACAGAAACGUUUAUAGUGGAUGCAGACAGGCAGGAUAAAUGAUGAAUCCAGGAAAAAGUAUAGACAGAAGCGUUUAUAGUGGAUGCAGACAGGCAGUAUGAAUGAUGAAUUCAUGUAAACGUAGAGACAGAAGCGUUUAUAGUGGAUGCAGAUAGGCAGUAUAAAUGACGAAUUCAGGUAAAAGUAGAGACAGAAACGUUUAUAGUGGAUGCAGACAGGCAGUAUAAAUGAUGAAUUCAGGUAAAAGUAGAUACAGAAGCGUUUAUAGUGGAUGCAGACAGGCAGUAUAAAUGAUGAAUUCAUACAAGUAACUUGAAUUUAAUUAAUAAAAUAUGUGUACACUAA